Thalassophryne amazonica is the source of this 1614-nucleotide messenger RNA. It is a transcript of the gene abhd17ab, whose product is annotated as abhydrolase domain containing 17A, depalmitoylase b. Gene Ontology annotation, biological process: protein depalmitoylation. Bases 244 to 1200 code for a protein of 318 amino acids. The transcript is spliced from 5 exons. Gene Ontology annotation, molecular function: palmitoyl-(protein) hydrolase activity. Gene Ontology annotation, cellular component: endosome membrane; plasma membrane. NCBI's taxonomy places the organism in Eukaryota, Metazoa, Chordata, Actinopteri, Batrachoidiformes, Batrachoididae. The record is from RefSeq and is a predicted model, not a curated record.
UGUCAGUUUGCGCUCCCGCACGGAGCGGAUUAAUUUAAAGAGCACGACUACAAAUAUAAAGUCUGAGUAAACGCCAGCACUUCUAAUGGAGUCAAGUUCACUUUUAUGGAAACUGUAUUUUGGCGUUUUUUUUUCCGGGUCGGGUGCUCAGGAAUGAUCGUUUUUUGAUGAGUAACCGUGUUUAUGUCGUUCCUAGCUUAAGGCGGCUUUAGCUGGCAGAACGGAGGCAGAGCUGCUCUCGAAAUGAUGAAUGGCUUCUCUCUCGGUGAGCUCUGCUGCCUGUUCUGCUGUCCGCCCUUUCCCAGCCACAUCGCAGCCAAGCUUGCCUUUCUACCCCCUGAGCCCACAUACAGCUUUCUUCCAGAUGCAGAAGCGGGUUUGACACCAGGGAGAACAAGCCCACAGCUACAUAGUAGUGAAUCAGUUUAUGGAAGCAGAGGUGCUGGGACUAUGGAGAGGAAGUGGAAGCUCCACCUGACUGAACGGGCAGAGUUUCGGUACUCCCAAAGAGAGUUAGAUACUACAGAGGUGUUCCUCACACGCUCAAAUCGAGAGAACAGAGUUGCCUGCAUGUACAUUUGCUGUACUCCGAAUGCCAGGUUUACAGUGCUUUUCUCACAUGGUAACGCAGUAGACCUGGGCCAGAUGAGCAGUUUCUACAUCGGCCUCGGUACUCGCAUAAACUGCAACAUCUUUUCCUAUGACUACUCAGGCUACGGUGUCAGCAGUGGCAGGCCCUCCGAGAAAAACCUUUAUGCAGACAUCGAUGCUGCCUGGCAUGCACUGUGCACAAGGUUUGGGGUGAACCCUCAGAAUAUUAUCCUGUAUGGACAGAGCAUUGGCACAGUGCCCACUGUAGAUCUGGCAUCACGGUAUGCAUGUGCUGCUGUGGUCCUUCAUUCUCCUCUAACGUCUGGCAUGAGAGUGGCAUUCCCAAACACAAAGAAGACUUACUGCUUUGACGCUUUCCCCAACAUUGAGAAAGUGGCCAGAAUCACUUCUCCGGUGCUCAUCAUCCACGGCACAGAGGACGAGGUGAUUGACUUCUCCCAUGGCAUGGCCCUGUUCGAGCGUUGCCCCAGGGCUGUGGAGCCUUUGUGGGUGGAGGGAGCGGGGCAUAACGAUGUUGAACUCUGCAGCCAGUAUCUGGAGCGUCUGCAGCAAUUCAUAGGACAAGAACUGGCAAUACAUCAAGCCUGACAUCUCCUCACUCCAAGCAUAAUCACCACCAUGUCUCCUGGCCCCAGCUAAUGCUUUCCUUUUGUAUCGGUUGUUGUUGUUUAUUAUACCCUGGCAGCCAUAGUUUUUUAUCGUAUCAGUGGGCUCUUUUUCAUACCCCGACCCUAACCAUCUAACCAAUCAGCCCCAGUUAUGCAUAACUGUCAAUAUUUACCUCUAUCCCAGUGUGGUAGUCUGCAGCAACACAUCUGCUUGUUUUUAUUUCCAAAUACACUAUUUGGACAUGAAACACUUGCUUCAGUGAGUUUUUCCCAAUUUAUCAACAAAAGUGAGCAAGUCAACACAAUCGGUUAAAUACAAUGGCUCAUAUCAGCAGCAGUUGUUGUUCAGUGCACGUGGUCUUUUGUGGUGUUAAAUAAUUUUCUCAUCUAUCAG